ACCUUGAGAUAUCUUUUUACGUGAAAACAACUUUUUUUUUCUGCAUUUGAUUUCAAAUCAAAUCAAAAUUGCGCAGUGCACUUUCAAGUGACACAUGCGUUUACUUUGAGCAGUUUAUUUCUCCAGGAUUAAUUGCUUAUUACAACUUUCAAGGAGCAAAGAAAUUGUAAAGAAUAAUGGAAGUGCAGAAAGCUGUGCGCCUUAGGCAGGAUGUAAGAAGAAAUCAGCUGGGGUUGUGGUCUGUGUUUCAUCGAUUUGUUUACAGCAUCUGUGACUAGAACGUUCUCUACUUCCAGGUUACCCUUUAACAACUGACGGUAACAAAAGAAAACCCUUCUUUCCGAUGACCGUUUGCAAGAAUAUAACAAAAAAAGUCAUUGAAGGGUCAAUUGUUUCAAACGGAAGACAAAGCGCAAACAAACUGAUUUAAAUUACCGUUACUAAGGAAUGAAGAACACACAAAGAGAAUGUUUGUUCAUAAGAUAUCAAACAAGACAAGACAAUAAAAGUGAUUAUAAUCACUCGUGAGGAAAGUCGUUGGCAGCUUAUCGCCUCUGACCCUGCUUCCGCACUCGGCCUUCCAUGCCAGCUAAAAGCUUUUAUUAACACAAGGAUGAGGUUAGUACGGUAAGAAAACAUUACUUUUAAUCCGAUUUCUUAAAUCGUUGUCAGUCAUUUCACUUGAUCACUAUAAAUCCGCGGUGUAUUUCUAUGAACUCAGAAUGCUUAUUAAAAAAGAUCGGCGUUGAAAAAAAUAUUACUGUCAGUAUAUUUUCCCCGUAUUUUAAACAAAGCAAGCAGUCGUUCUGAGGUCAGUAAUUUUCGCCAUUAGCUUUGAUUAUACCUGUUCCUUCUUUCGUGAUUCACAGGUAAAAUAUUCAGAUCUACUCAACGAUAACUCGGCACGAAAAGGUCAACCACGAGCGAGGUUUCACUGAUGCGUCGACAAAAACUGAGCGGAAAUGAAACACGGUCGUGACAGUGGAAAAAAUUGUAAAUAAACAAUGCAUAAAAUGAAAAACUUACGAAGAGAAACAUUUUAACGUGGUUGAAAAGGAAUCAAAGCGGAAAGGCGGUCAAAAUGCUAUCUGUUAGGGCAAGUAUAACAUCAUGUAGAAACAGCUUCUGGUAGUUUAUCAUCUGCGCCGCAAAAAAAGGAAGAUUAAUGCUUGAGCAAAGUGUUAGAGUUGGGUAAUGAUUUUAGGGUUAAUUAAUAUUUCAAUAUUGUCAGGGUUAUCCUCACAAUGCAUGACAGAUAGGUCGCGCGGACCUCUAAAAGCGGUAAACGCCAUCAAAAAAAAUAUAAUAAUAUUGAUUCCUCCGCCUUGCCGGCUGGCUCGAAUUAAGAGAUAAAAGCUUUUGUCUUCAUUGCAAACGCAAUCAAAGGCCAAAAGGUGGUAAAGCUAACAAUCAAUGCUAACAUGACCAGAAAAUCAUGUCUGACUUAUGUCUUCGUCAUGUUUGAAGACCUUUCAGUAGAAAACUAGUUUGUCAUGCACUGCGCGCGUCAUUAAUUCUAAUGCGCGAAAUAAUUUGACGCACACAAUGUCUUGUUGCCAUAGUGAUAACAGUGACCUUCUUUAAUUUCCAGGCGAAAAUGAUUGAAAUGUAGAAUCAGUAUGUUGAUGAAGUGGGACUGCUUAUUUUGGCGAUGAAUUUCCAAGGAAACAGACGACGGGAGGGCAUGUUUUCUGCGCAAUGUGAUACUGGAAAAAAUAAGGGUGUUCGUCACCCUGUUAUGCCACAAAGGACAAAUACAACAACAGAUGCGGCGAAAAAAGCAAUUGGCAGCUCGCGCUUGAAACAUGUACAAUUUGAGCGCUUUAAAGAGACUAGUAAAGAGUGGGCUUGCCCAACACACGACAAUGGAAAAAGAAAACAAAGUUCCGCUACCCGGCUUUCACUUUCCAAAUCCUGUGAAAAAUCGGCGACGCUAAGGAAAUUACGAGAAGUUAAAAUUUAUAGGUCAUUUAUCGAAGAAGAAGUGACUGAGGAUUCAGAGAGAUGUAAAACCGGUGCAGCGUUCGAAAAGACAACGCAGGGAAAAGUUUCAUCGCGUAACGUAGGACAGACAACUGAAGCAUGCACAGUUAACCCAUCACGUGCCACGCCUCCAAAUCACGCUAUAAGACGUUACGCACUAUACAGAGGAAUGUUAUGCCACUCUAGGUUUGAAGAGGAUCAUAACUUAUGGAAAGACAAGAAUAAGGGCAAAGUUUCGUGUAGAAGAGAUAAAAGUGAAGAAACCAUUACACGGACUGCCACAAUACGAGAAGAUGAAAAAGACAAAGAUAAGUCAACCCGCUCACGUGCCUGUGAGACAAACACGGUGGAUGAUCAAACACCUGAAACAAUCAAUUGCAGUCCCAGGAAUGAUGAUUUAACAGGAACACGGUUUCCAAAACGAAUUUACAUCAGGGAGAUGUCAAACGGAGCAAUAGUCGAUGAAAUCGUUGAUGUUCAAAACGAGAGGGACUGGGAAGUACUGAACUACAUGACACCGCUACGUCACAUAACUUCAAAACCGCACGAACGUUCGGACAACCUUCGCUUCCGAGAUCUGCGAGACUUUGACGUUUAUUAUUAUCCGCAUCCAUGGAGAUAGCUAGCUGACGAUCUAUGAAAACUAUUCAUGAUUAUGCCUAUAUAUAAUAUUUAGCUCGCAAAAAUAGAGCUAAAAAGGAACUUGAAAAGGAAAGCUGUUGAAACAAUAAGGGACAAUAGAGCAGAAGUUACAAGGGUCAAAGUUGGAGUAUUAAGCCACUGGAAAUACUUACGGCUAAUAUAGUGUAUAUUGCUUUGCAGCGGUAAGUGUGGGUUUUUCAGCGCUUGCGGCUGAAUUUACAUAUCAUUGUUUGAAUCGUCAGUCUGAGCUAAUCGUGGAAAACUGAAUGCAUAACAAGGACAAUUUGGGCAAUUUUCGCUCUACUCAACUCCACACAUCCUUCUGAGACCGGCUUUCCAAUGAGACCGAAAAGUCUCAUCACGCUCGCCACGAGACAGGCUAUAUAUAUCUAGUCAAGCUUACUUAUAUUGUAACUUACUCCAACUUCUUUAGAUCCAAUUGAACGCCCUGGAUAUCUUUCUCCCGUUGUUAAGCUGUUGCCAUAAACAAAAGAUAGUCGAAGUAUUAUCGCUAAACUUGAAGUUAGUACUUACCCCAAUACGAGCGCAAUCGAGCUGCCAUUCCAAACCCACGGCAAUUUCCUCAGUGUGGAUAUAUUAGUGUCCCUGAUGUGGUGAAAAUAUAAAACAAAAUGAAAUAAAAUACAGGUUGUCUCUAACAGGUAAAAACUGAUUUCAUACUUGUGUGAAAGCACCAAUUGAGCAAACCCCCUUCGGAAAAGGGUUGACCGAAAUGUGGGCUUAGUACCUUAAGUAAACGGUGUGUAAUUUUCACCAUGAAAGGUAAUAAACUGGGCACUAUUUUUGACGAUUUCGAUGAAAAUAGCUCAGGCCAUGGAACUGCAAAGAAGUCUGCAAAACUGACGUUCACUUAAUACAGACAGUAGUUUAAUAAAAUUCAGUUGAAUUAGA
This is a messenger RNA of Orbicella faveolata, 3537 nucleotides long. RefSeq lists its product as uncharacterized. The record is from RefSeq and is a predicted model, not a curated record. NCBI's taxonomy places the organism in Eukaryota, Metazoa, Cnidaria, Anthozoa, Scleractinia, Merulinidae.